CAAUCAAUCAAUCAAUCAAUCAAUCAAUCAAUCAAUCAAUCAAUCAAUCAAUCAAUCAAUCAAACAUGACGUUAAAUUUAGUGCCCAGAUCUAACUCGACCAUUCGCUUCUAGGUCCUGGCACGUGAUCGAACGUUUUUAUAGUUGACCGCUGGCGAAACGGUCGAACAAAAACAACAACAAUCCUACUUCGAGUGGGAAUUUGGUGUUCUUAGAUAUGUUUGGAUGUAUAGUGUCAGGACGCUUGGUGCAAACUGAUGCUCAACAGAUUGGACCUACUCAGUUUGUUUUCAACUUAACUGAUGUUGAAAGUAUCCAUCAUGUGGUAGUGUUCUUGACUGGUGUGACCCCAUUCCCAGAUGGGAUGGGUGGGGGAGUUUACUACUGUUAUCCAACCCCCGACGGACCAAAGUCACAGCUACUAGGAUUCAUAGCAAACAGCAAACCAAGUGCUAUAUUUAAACUUGCAAAGGUAUGUGAUGGUGUACAUGAAAUGGGUCGCAUAAAGUAUAACCUUAGACAAUGGGGUUUCUUUAAUUUUUGGGAGAAACAUUCCUUGUUGUCAUGGCAACAUCACAGGCACAUUUUUACAAAGCGCAGAGUUCUUUCCCCACGCCAUUUGCACUUUGACAAAGUAGCUCAAAAGAAAUUUCUGUCCAACAGUGUACAGAGUAUGUUGCCUUUUUCUGUUAGUGGCGAAACUGUAGGCCACAAGUCCAGUCUAACUCCUCUUUGACAAAACUUCAGCAAGACACAUAAUUCCUCACAAAUGAGGUAGGGUUCAUUUCUGUCUCUGUCUCCUGCCUGGUGUAUCUUUUUGUUUUCAUCUGCCUGCAGGUGAUCAACUAUUAAUUCCUUGUAUACUGUAUCUACAUGUAUCCCCCUCUAUCAACUUGAAUAUUUUGAAGUUGAUGUGGGCCUAUCCGUUGGUAGUUGACUGUCCAUUUAAUAAGAUUGAACAGAUACAAGAAGUUAAUUUCAAACAGUCUGUACAUAGUAAAGACAUCAUGGUCUGUCAGCUCAGACACCAAAACAGUUGCUU
This is a messenger RNA of Orbicella faveolata, 1041 nucleotides long. Its product is annotated as protein Hikeshi-like. Gene Ontology annotation, biological process: protein import into nucleus. Gene Ontology annotation, molecular function: nuclear import signal receptor activity; Hsp70 protein binding. NCBI's taxonomy places the organism in Eukaryota, Metazoa, Cnidaria, Anthozoa, Scleractinia, Merulinidae. The record is from RefSeq and is a predicted model, not a curated record. Gene Ontology annotation, cellular component: nucleus; cytosol.